This is a messenger RNA of Megalopta genalis, 3137 nucleotides long. NCBI's taxonomy places the organism in Eukaryota, Metazoa, Arthropoda, Insecta, Hymenoptera, Halictidae. The record is from RefSeq and is a predicted model, not a curated record.
AUUGCAUUUUCGCUAAGGAAACAGUUGCUUCGAAUCACCUCAGGAAUUCAUUUUUAGAGACAUUUUUGAAACGCCCUGUAUACGUAUACUAAUUCGGCCAAAACUUACUCUAUCUCUCCAGUGAACAUUCUCACCGAAAAUUACAUACAGCGACGAGCAUUUUUUAAAUGAAUAAAUCAUCGCGUUUGUUAAUAACCAAGUCAUGAUAAAUUGACCAACGAUAAGCGCUACAGUAUCGUGGCACGGUAACCUCGCCGUGUAAAAAUCGUUCUCUAAUAACAUACUUCAUAAUGAAAAUGCUGUCUAGUGAGCUUUCUGCUAACGAGCUUAGUGGAAAAAUUGUAAACAUAUUUGAAGAAUUUAAUGGCCGCCGUUAUCCGCGGACGAAUUUCUAACUUUGUGCAGUGCUAUCUAAUCAGAAUAAUUGCCGUAAUUUGUUCAAACAUAUGGCAUUUCAUUGAAACACGAAAAACCUUUCAACCAGACGCUUAUUAAAGUUUCGCCUACAGAUAAGCCAGAACAAUAAACGGGAAACGUAAACACCUGUUCUCAGCCCCGAAUUCUGUCAGUCGCGAGUACAUUUCGCUCGUCGUCGCUCUCCCUAUUCGAAUUCUAAUCACAGUCGAAAUUGCUCCCUCGUAACGCGAAGUUCAAGACUAAAAACGCUAAAAACGUUAAAAACUCAUUCAUCGAAACAACUAUCGGUGCCGUUUAACAGUAUCCCGGAUUGUGCAACGAAAUAUGUUCGUCCUUUUAACGUAGCGCGAAACGAAAUGAUAAAAUAAUACGUGAAAAAACAAUCGUGCGAAAAUUAACUAAUACGCUCGCAUCGAACGGUUGUAUUUUGUUUCGUGAAAAAAAAAGAAACAACAAAAUUAAUGCUAUUAACAUAUUUCACUGAUAAAUAAAUCACCGGUUUACGAGGCAGCCGUCGAGUUUCGCGCGAUAAUAUUUAAUAAUUCGCGUCGUGCUAAUUGAAAUAAUCGUUUGUAAAACGUGCGCGGGCGAUCGUGCAUGGUCGUUGCCGCGAAUGUAAUUACAUGUGCCACGUAUUUAAACGAACUUUAAGCAUCGGCCACGAGUUUCCGACGCGGUGAACAGUAAUUGCGAUCAUUCUAUGAAUGAGAUUUUUCCGUAAAACAUUAAAUCGGUGCAAUUCAAUCGGAUCGUCAACGAUCGUUAUCGAACGUAACCACGAAAUUUAUUGCGCACCGAUGGGGUCCGGUUAAUUAGCUGUUUAAAGAGAUACUCGUUGUUGAACAAAUAUCGUGAAAGUUUGCGAGAACACAAGCGUACGACUCAUUCUGUCUCUCUGCGAACAACGGACGUCGUUUUCGAACGAAACGUGCACGUCGAACUAGUAAAAUUGGUGCAAUUUCGAACAAUUUCAAUUAUAUCUUCUACGGAUAUAGCGCGCAAAUGAUGUUACAAAGAAUCAGCGACAUUGUUUCGAUGCUGAGCUACAGCCGUUUCCGGUGUAAAGACGUAACGUCUGAGGAUCCUGGUCCAGCGAAUUUCGAACGAGCGAUAAUUAACUCCGGUUAUGGAAAGUUCAACUAUUUGUUGCUGCUGGCCCUGUUGCCCGCGAGUUUCUCCAGCAUCUUUUCAUCAUCGGCGAUAUCGUACGUGUUGCCGUCGGCGCAAUGCGACCUGGGCCUCACGAUGUUCGACAAGGGCCUCCUCAAUUCGAUGACAUUCGCAGGAAUGAUCAGCACCUCGUUUUUCUGGGGCUUCAUGACCGAUACUUAUGGUCGCAAGAAGAUCAUGUUUUACGGUUACAUGGUCACUGGAGUCUUGAGUCUAGCAUCGUGUUUCUCGCACACAUCUUGGCUUUUAAUAUUUUUCAAAUUUCUCGACGGUGUAACCAUAUCCGGCCCGUAUGCCGCCCUAAUGUCGUAUCUAGCCGAAAUACACAAUGACACACAUCGAUCUCGAACUUACAUGUGGCUAGGUGUGUUUUUCUCACUUGGUAACAUUUCUUUGCCUUGUAUCGCCUGGCUGAUCAUUCCCCAAAAAUGGAACGUGAAUCUGCUGGGCAAAACAAUAGAGAUCAGUUCCUGGAGGGUGUUUUUGGCGAUUUGCUCGUUGCCAGAAUUUCUCGCCUGUUUAGCGAUGUUCGCGUUCCCGGAGAGUCCUCGUUUUUUGCUUUUGAAAGGACGAAGGGAAGAGGCUCUGGCGGUUUUCAAGAGAAUAUACGCGGUCAACACCGGCAAAGAUCCGGACACAUAUCCGAUCAAGGAUCUCGCAGAGGAGUUCGACUCCGUCGAAUCGUCCGCCGACAAUAUAAAAGCCAAGGUGCGCUCGUGCCUCCAGCAGAUUAAACCGCUUUUCGUUCCGCCGAAUAUCUACAAGCUUUUCGCAAUAGGUCUGAUUCAGCUUGGCGCCACGAUAGGAUCGAACUCGAUCAGACUGUGGAUGCCGCAGCUGUUCUCCAUGAUGGAACAUUUCAAGAAUAAUUACGCGAAGCUUGAGUAUUCGAGCUCGCAGCCACGCUUUUGUUACAUGCUCGGGCAGGGGCCAGCAGAGAGCAGUUCGGGAACGAGUUUCGCAAACGCAACUUUAAGCACUGCGACCGAAGUGUGCAUACCGGCGGUCUUGAACGCGAAAGUCUUCAUUAAUUCCAUCGUAAUCUCUACGACCGGAGUGGUAGGCUAUACUUUGGCUGGCUCGUUGAUUACAGUCGUAGGGAAAAAGAAACUAAUAGCUACCUGUUUCGCGGUAGCCGCAGCUUGUUGCGGUUCCUUGUACUGGGCACAAAGUACCGACAGUAUUCUCGGAUUAUGUUCCGUUUUCGUAGCCAUGUCGAGUAUAGGCGGUGCCUGCGUCGUCAACAUUAUUGUCGACAAUUUUCCGACGUGUUUAAGAACCAUGGCAGUUAGUUUGACUAUGAUGGUUGGCAGAGUGGGAGCCGUUUUAGGGAAUCUACUGUUUCCAGUUUUGUUCAAACUGUCUUGCAUAGGUCCCUUCAUUCUGAUCGGUUCCGCGUCUCUAGUAUCGGCCUUUCUAGUGGCCCUGCUGCCCAGAAAGCAUUCGGAAGAGGCUAAAUCGAAAGACGUUAUUUGACAAUAACUCCUCACGGACGUUCACUUCAAUCCGCCCGAUUGAAGCCUCAGGAUCUAGCUUGUUCCAACCAAGUA